Molecule: messenger RNA, 720 nt
Organism: Euleptes europaea (tarantolino)
Lineage: Eukaryota; Metazoa; Chordata; Lepidosauria; Squamata; Sphaerodactylidae
Product: chemokine-like protein TAFA-4
Exons: 7
Coding region: 1-720 (239 amino acids)
Molecular function (GO): receptor ligand activity
Source: RefSeq, a predicted model, not a curated record
AUGAGGUUCUGUGCCAAAUCAAUGCUUCCAUCUCAGUGGCUGUUCCUGGCAUAUGUGUUAAUGGUGUGCUGUAAAUUGUUGUCCGCGACUAGCUACCAUCCCCGGGGGCAUCCAGGCCAUCACCAAGUUAAGCAAGGGACCUGUGAAGUAGUCGCAGUGCAUAGGUGUUGCAACAAGAACAAGAUUGAAGAGCGGUCGCAGACGGUCAAGUGUUCCUGCCUCCCAGGGCAGGUUGCUGGCACGACACGAACGCAGCCCUCCUGCGUGGAAGCUGCUAUUGUCAUCCAGAAGUGGUGGUGUCAGAUGAGCCCUUGUCUGGAAGGAGAGGAAUGUAAAGUGCUUCCCGAUUCCUCAGGGUGGUCGUGCAGCAGCGGAAAUAAAGUCAAAACUACCAAGGGCCGAGUAACCCGCGCUGUGGUCGACGCGGUUUUCCAUUACGGCAAACGGCUUGCCGAGUUCCAUCAACUGCGCAAAGAGCAUCAUACGGGCCUCGAAGUGCUAAAACGGGAACGGGGUGGAAUCGACAAUCCUUUCCGGAAACAUGCAGCAUGUGUGCUCAACAGUGUAAAUUCAGAUAAUGAUGAAUGGAGUCGGCUUCUGGAGCGAUCUGAUGGUACUUCAGGCAAGCGGAGUGGAUGGGCUUCCCAAAGAGCUGAUGAAUGGCCUAGUGCUCAGGGAGUUGGUAAAUGUGGACAACUUCAGACUGCAGAUAAGGAGUAA